Messenger RNA from Colossoma macropomum (tambaqui), 1738 nucleotides. RefSeq lists its product as uncharacterized. Lineage: Eukaryota; Metazoa; Chordata; Actinopteri; Characiformes; Serrasalmidae. The transcript is spliced from 7 exons. Gene Ontology annotation, biological process: positive regulation of T cell proliferation; negative regulation of T cell proliferation; cell surface receptor signaling pathway. Gene Ontology annotation, cellular component: external side of plasma membrane. The record is from RefSeq and is a predicted model, not a curated record. Bases 353 to 1486 code for a protein of 377 amino acids.
AAAGGAAAGUAAAACAUUCAGCCUGUCUGUACAGAAAGAGAACAGAGGUCACAGCACAGCAGAAUGAAAAUACCAGCAUUUUGAUUUCAGAAGACGGUUCUACCAGGAAGAGUCGGGAGUGAAGAAGACCAUUUUAACCCUCGACAGGACUGAACAAGAUAACUCUGUAGAAAUCAAAGCAUCUUUGGCGUAGGCCCCGUCCUCGGUCCAGGCCUUGGGGUGCCCCUCGCAGAUCCUGUCGGAUCAAGUACCCCCCCCCAGACAACAAGACGAGGACCAAACUGGUGGUGGUGGGGAGGAAGGAGGGGAACGUGGGAACGUGGGCACCUGAAAGCAGCAGAAUAGGUCAGUUAUGCAGUUCUGCAGUUCUGCUCUCUGUGUCCUGAUCUUAUUAACCACUACAUUCACUACUGUGUGUGGAGCAGCUCCCACUGAAGUAAAGGUGAAGCUUAAUGACUCAGCGACUCUCCCAUGCAAUGGCAGAUGUUCUGGUUUGUUCAGGUGGUCCCAGAACUCUAGUGGUGUUGUGGCUCAGUGUAACCAGACUUCAUGCCUGUCAGUAAAAGAUGGAUUUGAAAUGUUCCAUAAACAGUACGAGAAAGGGAAUCUGUCUCUCAUCAUACCUGUAGCUGAUCUCAGUAAGAGUGGCGAGUACACAUGUUGGUGUGAUCAUAAGACCAUCAGUGCUGUGCAGCUUCACAUUGACUCUGUUCCUUCAGUAAAGGUGAAUCUUCAUGGGAAUGCUACUCUGCCCUGCUCUGUGACCUGUUCUGGUUUGUUUACAUGGGUCAGAAGUAAUGAUGAUGUUGUGGCUCAGUGUGAUCAGACUUCAUGCCAGUCAGUAAAAGCUGGAUAUCAGAUGAUCCAUGAUCAGUACCUGAAGGGAGAUCUGUCUCUCAUCAUCACUGACGCUGAUUUCAGUAUGAGAGAUACAUAUGCAUGUGAGUGUGAUGGAACAGCUCUCAGAGAUGUGGAAUUCAGCAUUAAUGCUCUGAAUUCUACAGUCCAGAUAAGAUCCAGUGAAUCUCUGGUGCUGGAUUUGGAAACACCAGAUCCAGUGGAGGUAAACAGCACAGGUUUAGGCAGUUCUCCCAGUGGUCAGAUCUGUACAGUGGAUGGACGCUCGCCACAGUGCAGUGGUGAUUAUAAACAUAGGGUGUCAUUGUCACCUGCUCUUGAGCUGAACGAAAUGAAACUGUCUGAUAGUGGAGUUUAUACCAGAACUAAAAAGGUCCUUCAUGUCUACACAGUGACUGUCCAAGAUGACCCGCCCAGUCCAGACAAAACAGCGAGCGUGCCUUGGUUGUGGUUGUCAGUGGGUCUGAAUGCUGUGUUUCUAGUUGUGUUUGUGGUUCUGGGAGCCCUAAUAUGUAGGAAGAAAAGUAGUCCAUGUGGAGGAGGAUAUGAGAUGAGAUGUGUUAGAAGAAAUGGAGAAGACAAUCACAGUGCAGAAGAACAGAACAUCCUGCCACCUGACCAAGAAUAACCAUAGGAGAAAAUGAUUCAUACACCAGCUAGCAAGAACUGUGGGACACUGAUAGCUCAGUUAUGACUUAGUACAACACUGACUGACCAGCUCAUUCACUGUACUUUGAUUAGCCACACUGUCAUUUUUUGGACUAACAUAUUUUCACAGUUCAUAAACAUUUUCAAUCUUUCCAUUUGUUUACACCAGCUAACAAUUAUGUACAUGUUCUUUUGAUAUAUUUCAGCUAAGCUUUUACUACAGUGAAUAUCA